AUGAAGGCUGAACUUUACAAACAUCUCGCUCGAGUUCACGGUUAUACCAAAGAACAAAUUGACAUCAUCAAGACUGAAAAAAGAAGAGAGAAGUUAGCAGCCACAGGGAAACCCAUAUUCGUCUGCGAAUUAUGUGGCGCGCAGUAUACGAAUGAAGUCAUCUUCCAAAGACAUCAACGAGCAAAACACCCUGAUGACUAUACACUGAAAGCAAUAAGAUGUCCAAUUUGUGAUGAGGAAGCAAUUAAUCAUCGUGAGCUUACCAAUCACGCCCGUCUCUGUCAUUCUAACAACGAAGAUGACUUCAUCGUAGAAAGAUUGAGUUUUACAAACAAGCAGGAUUUCGAGGUGUGGAGAAUUGCUUCGGAAGAAGCGCACGUCAUAAGCCGUUUUACCUCAAAGGUUAAACACACGGAAGAUGCUAAAAUUAUCUACAUGCGCUGUCAUCAAGCGCUACGCACACCCAACGAUGUUCCUAAAAAAACCAAGAAAACCGUCGCAUACUGCACCGCAUAUAUGAACAUUACUGAGAAAGAAGACGGCAUCUCUGUUGAACAUUGUUUCACCCAUUGUGGACACGAGGCUAACCCAGCGAAACUGCGAUUAGACAAGGAUGCAGAGCAGUACAUCAUUUCAUUAUUGAAAGACGGCCUCACAGUUAGACAAGUGCACAAGAAGCUAAGAGCGAAAGUGAGAGGUGGACCCCGCACACGAUUGUACUUCACGACAACGAGAGACAUAAGAAACCUCGCAACAAGAUGUCGCGUGCAACCAGGACGACUGCACAACCUUGAUACAACGUCAGUUCAGAUGCGCGUAGACCUUAACGAUGAUUCUGACGGUGUGCAGUUCUUCCGAGCCGCACAAGAUGCAAGUGGAGACGGAUUCACUCUUGUCGUUAUCACCCCCAUCCAGAAAGAGUGGCUAGGAAAAUAUGGCCGCAGGGCGCUAUGCUUGGACGAUACCUUUAAUCUCACCUCUUACUCGCUCAGACUCACCACUGUGGUGGUUGCAGACGAGUGGGAUAGAGCUCUUCCAGCCGCUUACCUACUCUCGUAUAGAAUGACUGAAGUUGAAGUAGGAAUCUUGUUUGAAUGCGUGAAGAAGCUGUUGCCCUCUUUUCAUACGGAGUUCUUCAUGACAGAUGACACAAAUACCUUUUGGAACGGCUUCAGAAAGGUGUUCACAACGACACAUACCAAAAGGCUGCUAUGUCUCUGGCAUGUGCAACAAGCAAUGAAGAGGAACGCAUCGUCAAAACUUGUUAAUUCAGAACAUCUCAAGCCAUUCAUGAAAAAAGCCCGUGAGAUCUGCCUUAUACGCAGUCGCGAGAUUUUUACUAUCAAAUACACCUCGCUUCUGAAAUUUCUGCGUGAUCAAAGCGAAAACGUACUCGCAACCUAUAUGGAGAACUCCUGGAGCGAUAGAAUUGAACAAUGGGCAGCUUUUGGACGACUGGGAUCCUGCGUUAGUACAUCUAUGUUGUGCGAAAGGUUCCACAAGACCUUGAAACACGACAUUCUGGAGGGAAAAGCUAACGUCAGGAUUGACAGUCUGCUGCAGCUGCUCAUCAACUUGGUUACUGAGGCUGAGGAGGAAAGAGAAAUUGCGAUGGAGAGAGGAGUAGAGGAAGGACGUUACCGGCUCCAGCAGCACCAUAAGUCUCACGCGGCAGCAGUGAGCAGAUAUGCAGACAGACCACACACAAUCUCAGUAACGGGCAGCGGUCAAUGGGAAGUGAAGGAUGAUGGCUGCACUUACCAAAUCCAAGAACACUUUUGUCCAUGUGACAGCCAGUUGAACAACCAUUGCAAACGAGAGGACUGCAAGGCAUGCCCUUACGCAUAUGCAUGCAAUUGCUCGAUGGAUGUAAGAAGUGGAAUCAGCUGCCAUCAUGUGCAUGCGGUACUCAUGUACGCACCAUCAGGUAUGCGGGCCGCACAAGAAUCUCCUGCACGUUCUCCCUCUCCUCUGAGAAUCGUGAUCGACAGCAGUGACGAAGAUGAAAUGAUUGAGGUAGAGGACGAAGACUUAUAUGUGAUGGAUGAAGAAGCUGCUCCCUUACCGCGGCGUUCUACGGACAACCGUGAUGAGGCCAGAGAUGUGAUGCAAAAAAUAGAAAUGGACUACGCUGCAGGCAAUGUCGACUUGUUCACUCUAAGAAGCCACACCAGUGAUGAGGUAGUAAUGGCGACCAUCAGAGAGGCAGGGAAGCUCAUAGAACGCUACAAGAAACUGAUGGCCGAUGCAAAAGCCAGCAAGAUGGGGAAGGAGAAUUCAGUCAAGCUUGCAAGGCGUACAGGAAUAUCCAGCGUUGGCCGCCCACAAGGAUUUACCCCCAUUAGGAAACUACAUAAGCGAUCUCAUCUGCGGAAGUGUGAAAGAUCGAAGCGCAAAAGAACACCAGAACUAGAAAUCCCCGACUGUGCUGCGGAUGAGAGAGACACAUGCUCUGUGUGUCUCCGAAUGCAACCAAACAAUCUAGGAAACCGUACUGAGAUAUCCUGGAUCCAGUGUCCCAAGUGCGAAAAUUGGAUGCAUAGUGACUGUGUAGGCACUACUUGUCCAGAUGACGGGACUAGCUUAGAAUGA
Molecule: messenger RNA, 2592 nt
Organism: Cylicocyclus nassatus
Lineage: Eukaryota; Metazoa; Nematoda; Chromadorea; Rhabditida; Strongylidae
Source: the annotation of a GenBank genome assembly